AUGUCCGAACUCAACGUACGACCGCUCUCGGUUGUGCAACAAGAACGAGCCGCCUUCGGUUUGCGGUCGUAUGACUAUGCUCGUUACAGAAAACACUGUACUUCAAAGCUGCAUAGACUGAGGCAGAAUCUGCAUGUUACUCAUGGCAAAGGCAAAGAGUACAAGAAAGCCGCCCCCAUCGGGGUUGACAAGGCCCAGGACGGACAUAUUCUCAUCUACCUGUUCGAAGCUGAACGGGCCUUCUCCCAUGCUCAAGAACUUCUCAACAUCCCGUCAGAAAAACAUCAUGCAAUCGCGCGCUUCCGUCGGUCUAUAUCCCACGCUUCUGGCAUGUUACCGUACCUCUCCCGCCUUCCGACGCUCAGUCAAGCCGAGCUCGCCGCCUAUAUUCUCAUGCUCCGUGCGCGGUUUGCCAUCGCUCGCCGAGACGAUGGCGUGUACAACCUUGCUCUAGUGCAGCUAGCGAGUGCACGGGCAUUGCUCACCGCCCUCUCCGAAGCGGCAAGCUCAAGCCGGGACGUGGCGCUGUACACUUCCUUCCUCGAUACGCUCGCCCCUGAAGUGCGUUUCCUGGCACACGAGCUCGGCCACCCACGCGCGUGGGACAUCCCCGCCGUCUGCGCGGACGUACAGCGCUCGGAGUCGGCAGCCGCUUGGCCGGGUUUUGAGGAUUUGCUUAAGGCGCUGGAGCAAGAAAAGAGCAAGAAGGGGAAGGGAGAGCUGCACGCCCUUGUGUGGGAGGGGAAAGAGCUGCAAGUCCGCGAACCCGAGCUGGUCGAGUUGCUCAUCCGUGUGCAAGCCGCACAGCUGGCACUGGAUACCCAUGCUGCUGAGGCUGCUAAGCCAAAGCAAACGGAAGCAGCCUCAGAAGGAAAGAAGAAGAGGAGCAAGGGGAAGAGGAAGCACAGCCUGCUCCCUGCUUAUGACGCUCUCCUCAACGCGCUUGCAGAGGCUGAAGACCUCUCCCGCCGGCUCGCAGAAGCCCAGGCACUGGGACAGCAGCAGAGCGCACUUGCGGCACCUUCCACUCCUGGGAGCGGCGAGGGGAAAGAGGGAGACGUGCGAUUCUUGCAUGCGUUCGUUACGUACCGUCUGCUGGCAAGCAGGAUCGAACGCGACUUGUUAUUGGUUAAGAUGCUCGAGAACCCACCGAAGCGCUUCACGAAGCCUUCGACGACAGACAAAGCGGCGCUGUCGAAAACCUCUGGUCCGGCGAAGGACAACACGACGAAGGAACAGAGCACGGAACCGGACGAUCGGACGUGCCUAGCGAUCAUCCGCAACUUGGACUCGGUGCUGCAGAGCUUGGAACAGAUGCGCGAGCUCGCUGUCGUGCAAGAGAGUCUUGUUGUCGGGGAGGGCAUCGAGGGUAGGAUUGCGUUCACACGGGCGAAACGGAUCGAGUACCUCGCAAGGCUGUAUGGGUCGCAGACUCAGUAUGCGGAAGCGUUGGCCCUCCUCGAGCGGGGCCAUUUCUAUCUGCGCACCUUAUCGCCCUCCCUGUCCAGCACCAAACCUUCACCGGCAGAACUAGCCUUCUAUCCGCUGCCUUCUCUGCUCAUCCAGACUCUUACCCAAGGGAUCGAGCAGCUCCAGCUCAAGCUGAAAAAAGAAUGGUACGCCGCGACGCACAAGAAACCGGUCUUUUACGAUAUUGCGUUCAACUACAUCGACCAGCCGCUAGAGCGAAUACGCGCGAGGGCGGGGUUGGCCCCUGAGCAAUCGCAGCAAGUUACUUCCCCUGUGGCAGGUGCGAAGGGUACGAAGCCUGCGGAGGUGGAGAAGAGACAGCAGGUGGAGCAUGAAGAGGUUAAGGAAGAGGUCAAGCCGCAACAUCCGAGUGGUUGGAGUGGAUAUUUGGGCGGCUGGUGGGGAAAAAGAUGAGCUGGAGAAGAAUUCGGUGCCAAAUUCUCAAAGAGGGCCUCGUCUUGGGCCACAUCUCUCUGUUUUCCGCAUUUCGCUACUUUGAUGUACAGAAUGAAUGUUCUUUGA
This is a messenger RNA of Dacryopinax primogenitus, 1992 nucleotides long. RefSeq lists its product as uncharacterized. Gene Ontology annotation, cellular component: signal recognition particle, endoplasmic reticulum targeting. Gene Ontology annotation, molecular function: 7S RNA binding; endoplasmic reticulum signal sequence receptor activity; signal recognition particle binding. The transcript is spliced from 5 exons. The record is from RefSeq and is a predicted model, not a curated record. Gene Ontology annotation, biological process: SRP-dependent cotranslational protein targeting to membrane. Bases 1 to 1884 code for a protein of 627 amino acids. Lineage: Eukaryota; Fungi; Basidiomycota; Dacrymycetes; Dacrymycetales; Dacrymycetaceae.